AGCUGAUCAUCCGCACGGGAGAAGUUCUGUCGAUCAAUUUUGAUUUUAAGCCCCCUGAUUGUGAUAUUUGUAAAUCAAUUCAUGAUGAUGUUAUAACUUCUACAACAAGAUGGCGCUAGAGGUCUGGUACGGGUCUCUGGCCCUGUUCACCUCCAUUCUACACAACGUAUUCCUCCUCUAUCACGUCGAGGUCUUCGUCUCAAUAUACAAGAUCGACAAGACGUCAUUCUGGGUCGGCGAGACGAUAUUCCUGAUAUGGAACUCGGUAAACGAUCCGUUAUUCGGCUGGUUGAGCGACAGAAAGUUUCUAAACUCCAAGUCCGGUGAGCCAGGGGUUGUGUUUCGUCGGAUGUCUGCACUUUCUUGGAAUGGCCCGUUCUUCUGCCUCUCAUUCCUGGCAUUUUGGAUAUCGUGGACGAACCCAUCGAUACAGUUCGUGAUCUGUCUGUGCCUUUAUGAUGGAUUCCUCACCAUGGUCGACUUACAUCACUCCGCCCUACUUGCAGAUUUAGCAGUCUCGGCCAAUGCUCGGACUACUUUAAAUUCCUAUUGCUCAAUUUUUAGCGCAGUCGGGUCUCUGAGUGUUUUUAUAUCUUACGUUGCUUGGGAUCGCGGAGGCAGUAAAACGACUUUUAGAGUAUUCUGUGUGGCUUUGACGAUUAUUUCAUUGGUCGGUUUCACUGUGGGGACGAGGAUGUUGAAGAAAUACUGCAAUACGAGGAUAGAGCUGCGUGCUAAGAAACAUGAUGAGGAUAGUCAAAAGGGGCUUUUGGCCGCUAUUGUUCCAGAUGAUGUUGCUCAUUUGCCUGAGAGAGCUGUGCUCAAAACAUUUGUCAAGCAGCUACUGUCACAUCGCAACUUUGGGUGGUUUGCUGCCAUGAAUUUAGUUCAGGUAUUUCACUGUCAUUUUAAUAGCAACUUUUUCCCGUUAUUUUUGGACCAUUUAUUGGGUGAUGCCAUAUCUCAGACUGGUUGUUCCGUACUUCUAGGGAUAUCUUUCAUCGCUCCACACAUCAACAACCUGUAUUUCUUGACGCUGUGUCGUCGUAUGGGAGUUUAUGCUGUGAUACGAAUGCUAUUCUUUAUCAAACUCAUUCUCGCCAUUGUCAUGCUGCUGUUGGGACCAAGUUCAAUUUGGCUGCUGGCUAUUUUUAUCGCAAGUAAUCGUGUUUUUACUGAGGGUACCUGCAAACUGCUGAACCUGGUGAUCAGUGACUUGGUCGAUGAGGACUUCGUCAUCCAUGGUCGGAAACAGGCUGUCUCCGCUCUGAUGUUUGGCACAUCUGCCUUGGUGUCGAAACCUGGCCAGACCCUUGCCCCUCUCUUGGGUAUGUGGCUACUGUCAGUACAAACAGGUCAUGAUAUUUUCCAAUCGGGGAACGCUGACGGCUCUAUUAAACUUAACCUGAAGGAGAUGGAUACUGUUGCUGCUGAGGCGUAUCGUAUGGGAGUGUUUUCCCUCCUCAUCUACAUCCCAGUAGCUUGUGCCAUAUUCCAGCUGUUUGCCUGGUCACACUUCACACUUCACGGUCGACGCCUUCAUUGGGUGAAGUCGGUGCGUGCGGGGGCAACAUCAGAUACUGUUUGAGCUUUGCUCAGUUCUGUUUUGCUCUUCAAAGAGACUGCCUUCAUUGGGUGAAAUCAGUGUGUUGUUGAAGAACAUAAAUAAUAAAAAAUUUAUUCGCGAACAAAGAUUGAUGGAUCGUGAUUUGGAACAUUUUAAAAACUUUUCGAAGAUGAAUUGAGAUUUUCACAACUACCAAUGUGUUUGUGUGCCUUUAAGAUUAUUUUAACUGUUUGAUAUAUUCAUGUUUAACGGCUUAUAAUGUAACCUUGAAGACUGUGCCUCAUGGCAGUGGAUUAUGACUCAAGUGUGUUCUAAGUACUCACGGUGAGUGUUUUGGUGCCUCUUUGUCAAUUUGUGAUGGCUGAUAAAUACUUAUUUUUGUGUGGUCCAUAUCAGGGUAUGUCUUGUCCUGGGUGUGCUAUUUUGUUGAGAGAGAGAACUAUUUUGCUAAAGUAUAGGCCUAUAUAUUGUACCUUACGGUUUGUAACCACUGAUAUUUUAAAGUUAGGUAUGCUACAUGACUACAGGUGGUCAUGAUGAGGUUCCCUAUUUCAAUCAGAAAAUGACAAAUCAUUAAGUGGAGUUAUAUUUUGUGAUUGUUGAUGUCUUGUAGUUUGCUGGUUUCCUACUUUGUUUCAGUGCUGGCGUAGUGUCAGUAGGUGUCAUCACUAUAUACUCUUUGUGAAAAAUGGGCUAUUGGCGAUAUGAAUAAGCUGUGAAUCAACAACAAGUAAAUUAUUCUUAUGUUUAUGUUUAGAUGGUGCCAAAUUAUUCCAGCCCGGUGAUAGAAAUACUUAAUUGUUGUUUGUUGAAAAUGGGUCAAUUGCAAUAAAGUAU
Molecule: messenger RNA, 2404 nt
Organism: Lineus longissimus
Lineage: Eukaryota; Metazoa; Nemertea; Pilidiophora; Heteronemertea; Lineidae
Product: transmembrane protein 180-like
Exons: 7
Coding region: 110-1588 (492 amino acids)
Source: RefSeq, a predicted model, not a curated record